AUGGCGGUCGGCGCGGCCGCAGCGGGCACGCAAUCGGAGCCGAUCGGCUACGCGAUAGAGAAAGAGCACGUAAUCGGAGCCCAUCGGCUGCGCGAGCGAGAAAGAGCACGCAAUCGGAGCCGACAGGCUGCGCAAGCGAGAAAGAGCACGCAAUCAGAGCCGAUCGGCUCCUUUUAUUACUUCACACGAAGCGCGUUCAGGCAUUUU
Iphiclides podalirius (scarce swallowtail) is the source of this 207-nucleotide messenger RNA. NCBI's taxonomy places the organism in Eukaryota, Metazoa, Arthropoda, Insecta, Lepidoptera, Papilionidae. The record is from the annotation of a GenBank genome assembly.